UCGUGAGAGGAGCCGUACGGACUUGAGUCACGUGCCUGUCAAACCCCAUUCUCUCGCGCAGCCGUCAACACAACUGAGGAAGUGGCAAGAAGCUAACCAGGUUAACGAGAACUGAACCACUACGGCCAACGCAGCGGUUAUUAGUUGUUUUAAGCUGCCUAAAGGUUGAGUUUGUCUUCAUCGAUGAAGAGACUGACUGCCGUUGUUCGGGUUUCUGUUAGCAUGGAGUGACACGGGGCACUGUUUUGGAGCCGUUGCUUGCUAACUUCUAAGCUAGCAGGCUAACGAUCAGCUGUUGUUUUGGUCGGAGAGAUAGCUGGCUAGCCAGGCAAACUGCAUAGCUCUACAGAAGUCUGCAACACCAGGGUUACCCGAGCAGAUUUCCUCAUCGACUGUCGAAACACUGAGCUGCUCGGCCGGUUAAUGGCGACACAUGAAGGCGGUCCACCCUGACAGACUCAUCAGCGGUCAGUCAGUCAGCUGUUGUCCGACAGGCGUCGACUCCGUGUGGGAUUGAUCCAUCAGCGCGGCGUGUAAUUCAAUCACCGAUACAGCUUCAAGAUGCACGACGCGUAUGAACCAGUGCCUAUUUUGGAAAAGCUUCCUCUUCAGAUCGACUGUCUUGCGGCCUGGGAGGACUGGCUGCUUGUGGGAACCAAGCCAGGUCAUCUUCUUCUCUACCGAAUAAAGAAGGAUGCAGGCACCAACCGCUUUGAGGUGACGCUGGAAAAAUCCAAUAAGAACUUUUCAAAGAAGAUUCAGCAGCUGUAUGUUGUCUCACAGUACAAAAUUCUUGUCAGUCUCCUGGAGAACAACAUCCACGUCCAUGACCUCCUGACCUUCCAGCAGAUCACGGUGCUGUCCAAAGCCAAAGGAGCCACGCUGUUUGCCUGUGACCUGCAGCAAACCAGCUCAGGAGAGGAAAGGUUGAGAAUGUGUGUCGCAGUGAAAAAGAAACUCCAGCUGUAUUACUGGAAGGACAGAGAGUUCCACGAGCUGCAGGGGGACUUUGGUGCUCCAGAUAUUCCAAAGUCCAUGGCCUGGUGUGAAAACUCCAUAUGUGUUGGUUUUAAACGAGACUAUUACCUCAUUCGGAUGGACGGCCGUGGCUCCAUCAAGGAGCUCUUCCCCACUGGGAAACAGUUGGAGCCUCUGGUUGCCCCACUGGCUGAUGGGAAGGUGGCUGUGGGUCAGGAUGAUCUAACCGUGGUGCUCAACGAGGAGGGCGUUUGCACCCAGAAGUGUGCCCUGAACUGGACAGACAUCCCUAUAGCAAUGGAGCAUCAGCCUCCGUACAUCAUUGCCGUUCUCCCUCGGUACGUGGAGAUCCGGACCUUCGAGCCGAGGCUGCUGGUGCAAAGCGUGGAGCUGCAGAGGCCUCGCUUCAUCACUUCAGCUGGGCCAAAUAUCGUGUACGUUGCCAGCAACCACUUUGUGUGGCGUCUGGUGCCCGUGUCAAUAUCCAGCCAGAUCCGGCAGCUUCUUCAGGACAAGCAGUUUGAGCUGGCUCUUCAGCUGGCGAAGAUGAAGGAUGAUUCAGACGGUGAUAAGAAGCAGCAGAUACAUCACAUCCAGAAUCUCUUCGCCUUCAAUCUGUUUUGCCAGAAGAGAUUUGACGACUCCAUGCAGGUGUUCGCCAAACUGGGCACAGAUCCCACCCAUGUGAUUGGGCUGUACCCAGACCUGCUCCCGGCGGACUACCGCAAACAGCUGCACUAUCCGAACCCUCUGCCCACCCUGUCCGGGGCAGAGCUGGAGAAGGCUCAUCUGGCUCUAAUUGAUUACCUCACCCAGAAACGCAGCCACCUUGUGAAACAGCUGAACGACUCCGACCCUUCCACAACAUCGCCGCUCAUGGAGGGAACGCCUACUAUCAGAAGCCGCAAAAAACUCCUGCAGAUCAUCGACACGACCCUGCUCAAAUGUUACCUGCAUACCAACGUGGCCCUGGUGUCCCCCCUCCUCCGACUGGAAAACAAUCACUGCCACAUCGAGGAGAGCGAGUGCGUCCUGAAGAAGGCCCACAAGUACAGCGAGCUCAUUAUUCUCUAUGAGAAGAAGGGUCUGCACCAGAAAGCUCUGCAGGUGCUGCUGGACCAGUCCACCAAGGCCAACUCUCCACUGAAGGGCCACGAGCGAACAGUGCAGUACCUCCAAAGAUUGGGAGUGGAGAAUCUGGGAAUCAUCUUUGAGUUUUCUCCCUGGGUGUUGAAGAUCUGUCCUGAGGACGGCCUGAAGAUCUUCACAGAGGACCUGACAGAGGUGGAGACUUUACCCAGACACAAGGUGCUGAACUUCCUGAAGGAGGGCUUUAAGGAACUCACCAUCCCAUAUUUGGAGCACAUCAUUUACAUCUGGGACGAUAAGGGCCCGGAGUUUCACAACGUGCUGAUCCAACUCUACCUGGAGCGGGUUCAAGGCCUUAUGAAACAGUACCUCAACUCGCUGCCAGAAGGAGUUCCAGCUGUUGCUGCGGGGAAGGAGGACGGUGAUCUGGGAGAGUACAGGAACAAGCUGCUGUCUUUCCUGGACAUUUCUACCAGCUAUGAACCAGCCAAACUCAUCAGUGACUUCCCCUUUGAUGGCUUGCUGGAGGAGCGGGCUCUGCUUCUGGGUCGCAUGGGUAAACACGAGCAGGCGCUGUUCAUCUAUGUGCACAUCCUGAACGACACCCGCAUGGCUGAAGAAUACUGUCACCGGCAUUACGACAGUUCACAGGAAGGGAAUAAAGAUGUUUAUCUGUCUUUGCUGCGAAUGUAUCUGUCACCUCCUGACGUCCACUGUCUGGGGCCCAUCAAGAUGGAGCUGUCGGAGCCUCAGGCCAACCUGCAGGCGGCCCUUCACGUCCUGGAGCUGCACCACAGCAAACUCAACACCACCAAGGCCAUCAAUUUGCUCCCAGCAAACACUCAGAUCCGAGAGAUCCGGGUCUUCCUGGAAAGCGUCCUGGAGGAAAAGGCCCAGAGGAAACGCUGCAACCAGGUGCUGAAGAGUCUGCUGCAGGCCGAGUUCCUCAGGGUGCAGGAGGAGCGAAUCUUCCACCAGCAGGUCAAAUGUGUCAUUACAGAGGAGAAGACAUGUAGAGUCUGCAAGAAGAAGAUAGGAAACAGCGCGUUUGCCAGGUAUCCCAACGGCGUGGUGGUGCAUUACUUCUGCUGCAAAGACCGCAACGUGUGUCCCACGGAGCAGUAACGGCUCCACCUGACAAAAGACUGUUGACUAAUAAAUAAUCCCCUCUCCCCUCUCUGUUCUGUGGAGCUCGAUUCUCAGACGUCGUUGAACUUUUUGAAGGAUGGAAAUGCUCGAAAUGUCAGUUGCCAGGCUGUGGAAUCAGACGCUUGUAUCCAAAGCACCUCAGAGGAGUGCAGACGUUUUCUAACCUGAGUUAACCUUGAGCACAGCCGUCGACAUGCUCUGAAGAGCUGAGCAGAGCAGGACCUCCUCCUACUCCUCCUCCUCCCGAAAGCGAAGGCUGCGACUUUCUUUCUCUGUGCAUGAAGUAACAGGAGGAAUGUCCAGGGUCGCUCAACACGAGGGGAGAAAUAAAGAGAAAGAGGGACUCUGACAUUUGAAAAGCAUGUGUCACUGUAACGCUAGAAGGGAUUCACUGCCCUGCACGCCGACUCAGAAGAAAAUGGGUGCUAUUGACAGACGCCCAGAGGAAGAGGAGCUCUAACAGCAGACGUUAUAGCGCUCGUUCUCACCAGGAGGGCAGUUUAAUUUAAUCUCUUCUCUCUCUUCCUGCCUCUGCACUGUCUCCCAGCCCUCCUGUAAGACUGUGUCGGCCUCAAACACUGCUUGAUUUGCCAUAUACACUCUGCAGGAGUGCUGUUAAAUGCCUUUUGUGACUCUGAAGAUUGUACUUACAGUGAGGUCUGACGUCUCAUGAUGUUUUUUGUUAGCAUGUGCUGGUACAGACUAAGCAAAACUUAAGUGUUCGUCCAACAGUGCAUUAGAUGUUUUUGUAUUUGAUUUAAACAUGGACUUCAUGGCUUCUCAUACUGUCAUCAUUCAUGGUUACGUUCUUUUGUCUUCAUUCACUGUCUGUACGAAUGAUUGCGACCACGCGACAUCUUCUCUCUCGCCUGUCUUUGUAUUAACUUGACAUGAAGUAAAGCUCAUUGCGGGCGAGACUGUGUAACUUUUUAACAGCAGACAAAGUCAAUAAAGUGGCAAUAAAGGAAUUAUAAAACAGAAUAUCCCCUUAAGAUGCUUUGAAGACAUUAUCACUAUUAUUGAGCUGAGUUGAUCAAACUAGACUAUAGUUAUAUUGAAUCCUCUUUUAAAGGAGCAAUUCUUAAGACAUGGACAGAAUUUUAGUUUAAAACAUAAAACAAAAAUGUACCAAUAUUAUCAACAGAGUGAAAAAAACAUGUCAAGGAUAAACAAAAUAAUUAAACAACAUGAAGAAAGAAAGGAGAUAUUUAUACAUACAGACAAGCUUAACUGCUUCAACAACUCCUUUAUAAACACACACUUAAACUUUUACAAGCUAUACUUUCAAGUUUUGGACUGUUAAUCAGUAAAAAAAA
Acanthopagrus latus (yellowfin seabream) is the source of this 4532-nucleotide messenger RNA. RefSeq names its product VPS39 subunit of HOPS complex (gene vps39). The transcript is spliced from 24 exons. Gene Ontology annotation, molecular function: protein binding. The record is from RefSeq and is a predicted model, not a curated record. Bases 562 to 3192 code for a protein of 876 amino acids. Gene Ontology annotation, biological process: vesicle-mediated transport; autophagy; endosomal vesicle fusion. Gene Ontology annotation, cellular component: membrane; cytoplasm. NCBI's taxonomy places the organism in Eukaryota, Metazoa, Chordata, Actinopteri, Spariformes, Sparidae.